Vigna unguiculata (cowpea) is the source of this 541-nucleotide messenger RNA. Its product is annotated as defensin-like protein. NCBI's taxonomy places the organism in Eukaryota, Viridiplantae, Streptophyta, Magnoliopsida, Fabales, Fabaceae. Gene Ontology annotation, biological process: defense response. The record is from RefSeq and is a predicted model, not a curated record.
UCUAAUAAUAAGCACAAACCACACCUUCAUAUUCCAUCACACACCUUUAGCAUAUACAUAUAAGUGAAUAUCCACUAAAUAAGCCAUGGAGAAGAAAUCAAUCGCUGGAUUAUGCUUCCUCUUCCUUGUUCUCUUUGUUGCUCAAGAAGUUGUGGUGCAGAGUGAGGCAAAGACUUGCGAGAACCUGGCGGAUACAUACAGGGGUCCGUGCUUCACCACUGGGAGCUGCGAUGAUCACUGCAAGAACAAAGAACACUUGCUGAGUGGCAGGUGCAGGGAUGAUGUCCGGUGUUGGUGCACCAGAAACUGUUAACUGGAUUCUCUCCAAACCUAGACAAACGUGCAUGCAGGGCAUUUUAUAAAUAAAACAACCAUAUAUAUAUAUACAAUAAGCCUUCUACUGCAUCUAUAUAUCAACUUUGUACUGUACUAUUACUUUCGUGUCAGAACUAUGUGUGUAGUCUCUGUGACUCUGCAUAACAGCAAGCUGAGUUAUGCACUUAUGAAUAUAUAAUCAAUAAAGUUCUUAUGAAUCAUGAAA